Messenger RNA from Penaeus vannamei (Pacific white shrimp), 2349 nucleotides. The record is from RefSeq and is a predicted model, not a curated record. Lineage: Eukaryota; Metazoa; Arthropoda; Malacostraca; Decapoda; Penaeidae.
UUGACGAUGGCCCAAAGGUUGUGUUUGCUGCUAACGAUAACGGCGUGGGCGGGAUGGGUGGCUGGGCAGUCUCCCUACUGCAGCUUCACGCCCGAGCACACACUGUGCCGCGCGUCCGGCCUCGGCCCCACCUGCGGGUCCCAGGUGCCGGGGCGAGGCGUGAGUGCCCAGGACGCCGCCCUUAUCUUGGCGCAACACAACCAACUGCGGUCCCGGGUGGCCAUGGGGCAAGAGGGCCGUGGAGCGCCCGGGCCGCAGCCGCAGGCAGCCAACAUGAGGCUGAUGGAGUGGGACGACGAGCUGGCGUUAGUCGCUCAGGGUCAUGCCGAUCAGUGCAUCUUCGAGCACGAGUGUUCCGACUGCCGUCGCGUCUCGAGGUUCGGUGUUGGGCAGAACCUUUUCAUCAGCUUCCAGAGCAACUUCGACACACGCAUCCAGUGGGGGCGCGCCAUCAAGGCCUGGUAUGACGAGGUCGCGGAGUUCAGCCGUCAGCCAUUCAGCCGUUCCAGUAAGUCGUGCGACAGAGCGGAAUACAGAUUGAAAUUCUCGACUCCCGUGGGCCACUACACCCAGAUGAUGUGGUGGAGCUCUUUCCGGGUAGGAUGCGGCUUCACUAUGUUCCAGGAGGACGGCUGGUGGAAGAAGCUCUACACCUGCAACUACGGUCCAGGAGGAAACAUCAUUCUGAGUCAGAUGUACCGCCGGGGGUCGCCGUGCUCAGCCUGCCCCGCCGGAACCUCCUGCUCCCUCCAGUACCCCGGCCUCUGUGGUCCAGCAACCACCUCAGCCUUCGCCACCAACCAGGUCUUCCAGCAAAGGACGGGCCCUCCUGCCGUAAGACCUAACAUCUUCCCCCAAUUUUUCGCCGACAACCAAGAAACCGAGCAGCAAGAAUUUGAACCUGCAGAAACCGAGGUCGAACCCGCCGAGGUAGAAGAACCACAGGAGCAAGAGUUCAUCCCCUUUACGGGAGUUCAGCCCCAAGUGUCGGACCUUAUGCCUUUCCUCCAAAGGGCAGGAAUGAACACACAGGUGAUCCGCACUGCCUCCCUCGCCAGCGUCCAGGGAAUCAUCAACAAUCUCCCAGUGGGACUGAGGCCCAUCGUCCUCUUCAGGUCGGGGUCAGGCCACCUGACUGAGCUGGACGCCCAAACGCUCCUUCCCCUUCGGCGAGUUGGCCGUUCCACCACGACCAAGCUCCCCAACAAGGAGCCCAGCGUCCUCCUUACUUGCGACCUGGAUGUCUCGCCCUGCAACAUCAAGCCCGUAGGCGGCGUCUGGUCGAAGGGGAACACCGAGGCUGAAGGCAACUUCAACCAGGUUCAACUAAAUGCGGGAGAAGGAUCACAGGUGGUGGUGCAAGAGCUGGUGUCUGCUCCCACCACGGACGCCAUCUGCGUAGGACUCUCACACUGGCGCUCCCUCCUGCCUGAGGCCGAGCUCAACGGCACCCUCCCGGACGUCCAGAUCGGCGUGAUGCCUCUCCGCGGUGAGGUUUCUCGCCUUCCUCUCGCCGGCGCCUCGGGGGUGUGGGAGAUGAGCCGAGUGUCUUUCAACAACAUCACGACGCCCUUCCAGAUGCUUCUGACACUUGGUCCGACCAUGGACGCUUCCAAGGUAGCCGUGGACGCUCUGCAGGUCACCGACGGCUCGUGCUGUAUGUCCGGGGAAUGUUAGUUCUUAAGGCGAGGCGCCUCCGCCGGCCAGCGGCACCGGAUGCUGCUGGUCGCGAGGGCUCCGUGAAUGCAUGCUUCCUCACUUGUAUGUGUGCUGAUAUCUUCAUGAUGUGGCAAAUGGAUCACGACUUAUUUAUUUAGCAAUCAGCGACUGAGCUGUCUGACUAAGAACGGAUUUGGCUUGUUCAUAACACCGAAUCAUCUCUUGUUGAGGAGUCGAAUUACCGCAAGUCUGUCCAUUAGCCAUUAUAGCGGCUGCCUACGUUAGGUAAGGGACGGGUUGGCAUAAACACAUGGUGUAACAAAAAAAUUUACCUGAAAUUUAAAAUGCAAAAAAGCUUAUGUUGACUUGAUGAAUAAUGUAAAUAUUGUACAUUUGCUUACACGUGCCAUGUGAUUUUUUCCUGCGUUCCACUUUCUACUGUGAAUGAGUGUACUAGCGAGUUUAAUUCGUCCUAGUGUUACACCAGGUAUUUUAUCUUUUCUUUUUUUAUUAGCUGAUGGACCCAUAAAAAGGUUUGCGAAAAGAUAAAGACAAUUCGAAGUAUCAAAAAGUAACCAUUUUGCUGUACAUAAGAAUUGCAAAAAAAACUUUUAUUUGAACCUGUGUUUGACAGAGGUUCUACUGAUUGUACUAUUUAUUGUAUCUACUCAAUAAAUUUCCUGAAAAAAG